GGGGACACGCUCACCAUCGGGACCGGACUAGGUACCGUUACCCUCCGACGGAUACAUGCAUACAACGGCUGCGACUUAUCUAUAGUUAUUUGUUGCUCUCUUAACCUUCUUAAAUUUCUUUAAAAAUAAAAGUAAAUCUUUAAACAAGGAUAAAAAAAAGAAACAUGAAUUUCUGUUAUAUUUUAAUUAAACAUCAGUGCGAAUAAGCAUAUAAGCGAUAAAAGUAUUAGAUGCUUCAGAAAUAAGCAAAUAAUCACAGUAACUAAAUUAUUUUUCACUAUAAAUAAUUUUGUUUUUAAGAGUUCAAUUUUAACUUAAUAUAAUUUUGCAGGCUUACUAAUGUUCUAUGACCUGAGAGCGGGCAAAUACUUGGAGAGUAACAUACAUUCAUCGAAGACCGUCACUCUGAGGGCUUCGAGGGGCUAUGUAGUAAGUUGCAUAUUAGAUUUUCAUAUUUAAAUUUGUUAUAUUCAUUAAUAAUUAAAUCAAGUUAACAUCGAACACAUAUAACCAGUGUUUGUUUGAACAUCGAUGAGGGUAAGGUUUAUAAUGCAAAAAUAAUUUGACUCUAUUCAAAUUUGAUACAUUUGUUCAUAGUAAAGAAACUAUAUCAUCUUUAGAAAAAUUUAUACACCGUUAAUGUAAAUAAAAAAAAAAAGAUUACAAAGUUAUUUAUAUUAUAUAGACACCUCCUGCGUAUCUAUGUUCGUAACUAUAUUUUACGAAAUAUUAAUACACUUAAAGUUUCGGGAAACAAAAAACAUUUUUAAACUUUAGGCUUUUUAUGAAUUCGAAUGUAUGAUGUGGCAAUGGUUGCUAGACUGAUUUUCGAAAAGUACUUUAAAGGUUUCAUUAUGAUAAUAUUAAACCACCAUCAGAUUUAUUUUUCUCGAAAAAUUGUUAUUAAAUAAUGGAAAAACAUAUUUUUAUUCAUCUAUUUAAAUUUCGCGAAAACAGUCAGCCACGUGAUAUUUUGAGCCGUGACGUCACAUUUCAAUGAAUAUGAGUACUGGGUACACACCCAACAAAGAAGUUGAAUGUUAUUACUGUUACGUAGCAAAUCGUAUGCUCCAUGACUGUAGUUUAAAAAUUAUCGGGCCGUACUAAAGUUGAUGAAAUUCAAUUUACUCUGGAAUAUAGCUUUUUUUUAAAUUGCCCGUCAUUACAUUUAUUAGCCUAGCAUCCUGCCUUAUCCCCACUUAUUAGCAGGCCCUGUUUAUUCUGUUUCUAUUGCCAUUCCAAGUCUUGAAUUUAGUUAGGGUCCGUCCAUUAAUCACGUGAGGCUCGAAUGGGGGGAAAACCACGACAUAUCACAAGGGGGAGGGGGGUUCGGUAGUUAUAUAUCACGUGUAUUGAUUGUUUCUUAAACACGCGAUUACUAAACCGAAAAGCGUCGCCAAAAAUUAAAAGAAGAUACUAAAAAUACACGAAAUUUUUUUUGUUAGAGGGGGUGUCUUAAACUUUUCCAUGUAUCACCAAGGAGGAGGGGGAUUAAAAAAUGCUGAAAGGAAACAUCACGCGAUUAAUGGACGGCCCCUUAAGACAUUAUACGCGGGAGGUAUCGAUUUAAGUAUCUAUAGGUAUUAUAUCGUUUACGUGUGCGGUGUUUAUAAGUCGGUAUUCCCGCAACUGUACCCGCAGUUCCCUGACGAGGAGGCGGACGGGUUCAACCAGGUGAAGUACGUGCCCGCGAUAUACACGCACUGCUACGACCACAGCGGUACCAGGAUAUUCACCGCGGGGGGGCCGCUGCCCGCGCCCCUCGUCGGCAACUACGCGGGCCUGUGGCAGUAGUGGCCGUAGUGCCCGUAGUGGCCGUAGCCCCCUCGUAGCUGACAGUGACGUCACGCUAUCACUGGCGCGCGGCUCCGGCUGUUGCUACGAAUAUGCGCUCCGUCUCUC
Diatraea saccharalis (sugarcane borer) is the source of this 1902-nucleotide messenger RNA. The record is from the annotation of a GenBank genome assembly. NCBI's taxonomy places the organism in Eukaryota, Metazoa, Arthropoda, Insecta, Lepidoptera, Crambidae.